AAGAUUGCAUGAACCGCGUCGAUCGCAAACCCAAUUUCCUAGCUUGUCUGUUUCUUGACCGAUUUAUUGCUGGCUCCUUAUAUUGAUCUCCAUCUCUUUAUCUAUCACGAUCUCUACCCGUUAUUUGGCACAUUUCUCGCUCACACAUACUUACAUUACCCCCCACCACACACAACUCUCUCGCACGCGUGCGUAUACACACAAGCACGUACCAAGGUUUUUUCUUUUGCGCUGCUCUUCUUAUUGGAUUGUGGGGCAAUGAACGUGCAACAUUUUGCGGCCGUGAAUGUGGCCCGCCCUUACAGAUACCACGACCUAGGUCAAGGGGCAGGGGAAAUAAGAGGAUCAGGCCCAGGAACCGAACUGAUAACGCGCCUUAAUCCAGGGGAUUGGUCAUCAUCCGACAAAGCGGCAGCGGCGGCAGCAGUAUCCUCAUCAUCGGGCUUGCCAUCGUCAAAUCUGUCUUCCUCGACGCUGUCGUCGUCGAAUGUGGUCGCUGUGCAGAGACUGGUUCAAGGAUCCACCCCAGUGACUACAGCAGUGAUGCCAGUGAGGGUGCCAGUUGGAGUUCCCGCUCCGGGUCCAGUUAGCGGACCCGCCAACUCCAUCUCCUUCGGCCCGUCGGAUUUUACCGCCCUAAGCUACUUUACCUCCCCAGCUCUCUGUUGUCAACAUCAACAACCACCACCACCACCACCACCACAACCGCAUCCCUCGUCGACCCGCUACAAGAUGGGCUCCAUGCAGUCCGACGAGGAGCUGGCCACUCUGCAGAAGCUCUCGAGCGAAUAUGAACCAGACGUUCAGGGUCCUCUCGUCGGCAAGCGCCAAUCGAGUCAGGCCAUUACCGCCGAAUAUGCCAACGCCGAUCCAGCAUUUGUUCGCAAGACAAGGGCACUACCCCAGAAAUUCUCUCAUUAUCGAACGGUCAAAGGAGAUGGAAAUUGUGGUUGGCGAGCAAUCGCCUUUGGUUACUUUGAAACCCUAUUGAGACUCGGGGACAAGAAUCAAAUUGCUGCAGAAGAGGCUCGACUCAAGUCGCUCAACAAUCUCCUAAACGUUGCCGGCUUCCAAGAACAUCUUUAUGAGGACUUUGUCGAAGAGACAAUUCUGCUACUUCGAGAAGUUGCCUCAUGGGUCCCAGUCACUGAUGAUGGAGCCGCUCUUUUGGCCAAAUUCAACGACUCCUCCAUAUCGAAUGCCAUCAUCACUCACUUUAGGUUACUUACCAGCGCAUGGAUGAAAACACACGCCGAUGCUUAUCAACCGUUUAUCCCGGAUAAGACGGUGGAACAAUACUGUGCAACCCAGAUUGAACCUUACCAGGUUGAGAUUGAGCAUGUCGGAAUGAACGCGUUGAUUGACUGUCUUAUAAAGUCGGCCGGAUUCGCAGUAGAAAUCCUCUACCUGGACCGAAGCGCCGGAGAAGAAGUUAAUACGAUCCGCUUUGAGCUAGAAACUUCGGCGGGAGAGGCCGUCUUUCCAGACGCAGCAACCAUGAGACUGUUAUACAGACCGGGUCAUUAUGAUAUUCUUUACAAAGUUGAGGAUGUUGCAGAAUUGCUUUCUGCCGCGACACAAGUGCAGCUCGUCUCUGAUCUCGAGUCGUUUUCCCCUAUUCGCGAUGUACCGAUGGCGUCGACCUAUGGCCAGUUCAACCCGUGGUUCGCCGAGAUCCCUGGCAUGUCUUUUGUCCCUGGUGUGCCCUCGGGCCUGUCGGGUCUAUCGGGCCUGUCCGGCCUGACUGGGUAUGGAGGUUUGGGCUCGCUAUCGCUGAUGCCGACAAGUUUUGCACCCGCUGCCGAACCUACGGUGCCUCAACCAUCAAUGACACCAAGUGCUUUGCCCAUAAGCCCUACUCCGACGGCCACAACGCCCAGUUUCCGACCGUCCAAAUACGAGUAUGAAGCGGAAUUUACACCGGCGCCGCCGGCAAACCUUCCAUGCCAAACGGCAACAUUUCGAAAUUCUCACUACAAUCCGGCACACUUUUUGAAUUCCGAAUUUCAACCGGAGAUGUGGACGCCUGAGACGGAAAUUAAAUCGGAAAGCAAAUCACCGGAUCAAAUUCGGCAUUGAUACAUGACGAUGCUGGCUUGACACCGCGGACCAGGGUCAUCGCAGCAGCACGCUACCUUGCCAGUGAACAUCUAUGAAUUUCGAUCCGUUACCAUUGACGACCAACCUCCCAUGAGCGUCAACGUCGCAUCAUCAAAUCUCCCAUUUCGCAUCUUCAUGCCCUCCCUUCCAUUUUCGACCAAUAAAUAAUCUCCCAAUUAUCACAUAUAUUCCAUCCAACCCAAAUUUACAUUAUGACC
This is a messenger RNA of Xylona heveae TC161, 2318 nucleotides long. RefSeq names its product cysteine proteinase. Lineage: Eukaryota; Fungi; Ascomycota; Xylonomycetes; Xylonales; Xylonaceae. The record is from RefSeq and is a predicted model, not a curated record. Gene Ontology annotation, molecular function: cysteine-type deubiquitinase activity; ubiquitin binding. The coding region runs from base 259 to 2079 and encodes 606 amino acids. The transcript has 7 exons. Gene Ontology annotation, cellular component: nucleus. Gene Ontology annotation, biological process: protein K48-linked deubiquitination.